Penicillium canescens is the source of this 828-nucleotide messenger RNA. RefSeq lists its product as uncharacterized. Lineage: Eukaryota; Fungi; Ascomycota; Eurotiomycetes; Eurotiales; Aspergillaceae. The transcript is spliced from 3 exons. The coding region runs from base 1 to 828 and encodes 275 amino acids. The record is from RefSeq and is a predicted model, not a curated record.
AUGCGCAGCCUUCAUCAGGAUGGCCUCGUUGUCGUUGAGAAUGUGAUACCUCAUGAUAGCCUUGAUCGGCUCAACAAAAAGAUGAUCGAGGAUGCAUACACUCUUCAGUCCAGAAAGGGGGAUAGUCCAUUCAACUACAACCCAGGGAAUAUCCAGCAAGAUGCUCCGCCAGUGAGAGAACACUUUGAUACCAGCAUUUUCUUAAACCCAUUUGCAACCCAGAUUACCUCGUCGGCAUUGGGACCCCGUCCGAAAUGGACAUUCUGUUCCGGAAAUACCGCUAUGCCACCCACAGCAGAGCACCCUCCUAUGUCCCAGCCUGUCCAUUCAGACGCAGACUUUGCGCAUCCGUCCCAUCCAUUUGCAUACGUGAUCAACGUGCCUCUUAUCACAAUGACCCCAGAAAACGGCUCCACUGAAGUGUGGCUGGGAACGCACACAGACACUGGACUACAUGUUCAAGAGGGACUACACGGUGAGCGAGCAAGCGGUCGCGUCAAGCUAGACGAGCUUGAAAAACGUCGUGUGGACAGACCUCCCUGCCAACCUGUUGUGCCAAAAGGCUCUCUUAUUAUCAGGGACCUGCGGCUUUGGCAUGCUGGAGUUGGUAACCAGACUGAAAUCCCGCGAGUGAUGCUGGCAAUGAUUCAUUUCGCUUCUUGGUACCGGAACCCCAUGAAACUCGAGUUGGCUGAUGACUUGAGGCCUGUCAUUGAAAGUCAGACUGAUGUGGAAGUUCCGGUAGACUGGGUGACCAAGCCCGAGGCCAUUUCACGUUAUUUGAACCGCGGUUUUGGUAAUGCGUACGAUUUUAACCAGCAGCCCUGA